AUGGACAAGGACAAUUUGUCUUCAAGUGAAUCUCGCAAGAGGGGUUCAUCGGCUCUUCAGCUGGGUCCCCGCAAGAGAGCAUACUAUUUUAGCUUGAAAUCUGAUCCCCUUGUUUCACAUGGACGACACUUUGGUCGUACAGUUUUCGCCCUCUGCAACUAUCCCUCUCUUUUAACGAAUGGAAUAUUAAGAUUAGAACAACUGGAAGAAGCUUCCAUAGAAGAUUUUCCUGCUGAGUCAACAUUCUCUCAGGGAGUGCUGAGAGCACUUGGUUCAGAGGAAGAACUUUUUCAUAUAGGAGAACUGAUUGGCAAGGGAGCGGCUGCUGCAAGGGGGGAGGACACAAAGUCUUUGAAACCCAUCAUUGAUUGGAUAGCGCCAGCAGGUGAAGCAGUAGUGCCUCCUUUAUCCCGGAAUUCUAAGACCAGUCAGGGCUUCAAUCACCCUCUCACUGGUCGUUUACUCUGUCCUGCUGAGUUGGAUUGGGAUGAUGCGGAAAGCUGCUUGCUUAUAAAUAUUCGAUUUGCACUCUGUUCAUCCUCAGUAUUCUCAUGCACUGACACGAUCACAGAUUCAGAGAUGUUCUAUCACUCUCUGCUUGACCUUUUGGAGGACCCAGAUGAGCGUAUGGAGACCACAGAACUACUGCUUUGGUGGAAUCGUCAGAUAUUUCCAACUUCUUCAGCUGCCAAAAGACCUCUCAAAGCUAAUAGCGCUCUCUCUAAGAUUCGCCAAAAGAGAGCCGCUCUAAAAGAAGCAGGAGGUACUGCUUGA
Molecule: messenger RNA, 774 nt
Organism: Suillus paluster
Lineage: Eukaryota; Fungi; Basidiomycota; Agaricomycetes; Boletales; Suillaceae
Exons: 8
Coding region: 1-774 (257 amino acids)
Source: RefSeq, a predicted model, not a curated record